Molecule: messenger RNA, 534 nt
Organism: Monosiga brevicollis MX1
Lineage: Eukaryota; Choanoflagellata; Craspedida; Salpingoecidae
Exons: 2
Biological process (GO): signal transduction
Cellular component (GO): plasma membrane
Molecular function (GO): GDP binding; GTPase activity; GTP binding
Source: RefSeq, a predicted model, not a curated record
AGGAACAGCGAGGAAGAAGACAGCAUCAAAAUUGUUGUGCUAGGUCAACAAGGAGUCGGCAAAUCCGCCAUUGUGGCUUCAUACUUUUUUGAUACCUUCUUCUUUGAGCCCGAGCACUACGAAACCAUCGAAGAUACCUAUCGCCUGGUGCGCGUCCAUGAUCAGCGACCCGUUCGUCUCCACAUUGUGGAGGUAGGAGGCAGCGAGGAGUUGGGUCCCUGCCGCCGCCGUCACAUUCAAGACGCCGAUGCCUUUGUGCUCGUCUACUCGUCCGUUAAUCGCACCUCGUACGAGCGCCUCCAUGAAAUCAUCGAUGAAAUCCGUACGAUACAGGAUCGACAGUGCUUUCCCGCAGUGCUGGUUGCCAACAAAAUGGAUCUCCGGCGCCAGGCCAAUGUUGCCAAGGAGGAAGGCCAGUCUCUGGGCCAGCUACUGCAGGCGACUUGCCUGCAAACUUCGGGCAAGGUGCCGUCAGACGGGCGAGCCGUCUUUGAAGCACUGCUCCAUCGCCUCUUUAGCUUUGAUACUCAAGAC